Molecule: messenger RNA, 2523 nt
Organism: Sebastes umbrosus (honeycomb rockfish)
Lineage: Eukaryota; Metazoa; Chordata; Actinopteri; Perciformes; Sebastidae
Product: guanylyl cyclase-activating protein 2-like
Exons: 4
Coding region: 310-873 (187 amino acids)
Biological process (GO): visual perception
Cellular component (GO): cone photoreceptor outer segment; photoreceptor inner segment
Molecular function (GO): calcium sensitive guanylate cyclase activator activity; calcium ion binding
Source: RefSeq, a predicted model, not a curated record
CCUCAUAUAGCUUAUAUAUCAUAUUAUUGGAAAUGUUUCUGAUAUCAAAGCCUGCUUUGUUUAAUUGACUAUCUAUUCUAUGAUUAAGUAGAUACCUCAGUUAUCCCUGUUUUGGCACUUGGUGACAACAGUUUUGCCAGAUUUUCAGCACCUAAAGAUCAAGUGAUUAACGAGUUAAUGAGAUUAGUAGUUGCUCAGCGAGGACGGUGGUGCAGAUCUCUUUAGUUUAGUUGGAGUGUCCGAUGCCUUAGUGACCUGCAGACCGUCAAACAAUCAUUUUACUUUGCUUCUUAUCAAAAGAGGGGAGCCAUGGGACAAGAGGGGAGCCACAGUGAGGAGGUGGACUUGGCCCUGAUUCAGGAUCUGUGCAUCAUGUUCAUGAAGGAGUGUCCGAGCGGUGCCCUGCAUCUACACGAGUUCAAGAGGAUCUUCGGGGUGCCGAGCAGCUCUGCAGAGGAGUCCCUCUUCAUGGAGACGAUAUUCCACUCCUUUGACAAAAACCAGGACAACGCACUUGAUUUCCUGGAGUACGUGGCAGCUCUUCACUUGAUCUUACGGGGGAAUCUUGAAGAUAGACUCAAGUGGUCCUUCAAGAUGUAUGACAAGGACGGGAACGGGAAGUUGGACAGGCAGGAGGUGAAACGCAUCAUCAGGAUUCUUUACAAGAUCAAACUCCAGACGAGUGACGUCAGCAUGACGCCGUCCGAAAUCUGCGACCGGAUCUUUGAGUUGGUUGACCAGAACGAUGACGGUCAGAUAACGCUGUCUGAGUUCAUGGAAGGAGCUCGGAAGGACGAAUGGGUCAUGAACCUGCUGAAGUUGGACGUCAACGCCACCGGCUGGGUCAUCCAGAACUAUGGGAAGUUACCGUGAUUCCUCACGUCGUGGGUUCACCCGCCCACGGGUCUUUUGUUUGAGGCUGACACAGAGGUCCUGAGUUUAUUGUCCUGUGUCUCCACGUCGAGCUCCCUGUGACUUGGAGCUUCUUCACGGCUGCCGUGAUUUUGACUGCUGGUCCAAAGAUCUGAGUCCUGUAUGGUGGUCUGUUAUGGCACUGAGCUAACGUCUCUAUCUAAGGAACGCUGAUGCACAGCAAGACUGUUAAAAUCAGUUAUUGUGUAUUUACAUUCAUCAUUGCAUGUGUUUUAUAGUAUGUUUGAUAGUAUAGUUAUGACUAUAUACAAAUAUAUUAGUAGUAUACUUGUCUCUGCAGACGGGUGGUAAAAUAUAACAUUAUUUUGUGAUAGUUUGUGUGGUUCAAAGCAUUAGACUUUCCACAACUAAAACAGUAUUAGUUGAUCUUUUUGGGUCACUUUGGGGCUCGACUUUUUUACCUGUAUGUGCCGGUCUGAUGUAUGAGCAAAGGAUGUAAACAAUGCUGGAUUUAAGAUACGUAGAAAUCUGCUUUGCAGUUGUUUUAUGAUGAUGGAAAUGCAUUCACAAACACAUUUGUUAGAGUUCAAGAAUCCACACCUUUAACAGUGAUGCAUCAGAUGUGAUGUAUAUAGGGCGUCCAGCUGAAGCUUUUUACGAUGAUUUAACGAUUGCAAUAGCAAAGAAUUGCCUUUUUACUGCAGACACGGAGCAAACGUUAGCAUUUUAGCUCUAGUUUGGUCUCCACCAGCUCCUGAGGGAAAUGUCUGUCUCUUUAGCUGUUAAAUGCUCCACUAUGUUCACCAGCUGGUCUCUAACUGGGUCUGAUAUCUGGAGUACAGUGGCUUUAUUAGGUUUGUUUCGGAUGAGAGCCAUGAGACUGAACCAAAACAGAUGGUGUUGUGGGCUGUAAAACCAAAUCAAUAUCAACCCGUUCUCACUCUCAACUCAUCAAAUACCGCCGUUUGGGCAGCGCCCCUCAGCAUCGGAAACUGUCGCACCCUUUAGCAACAGUAUGUGACGAACCGGGCUUUCCACUAACUCCAAUGUAAACCCACCCGCGGUGUUAUUCGACGGUCGGAGCAAGUGACGUAGUAUUAAUUGCGUGAGAGUCUGUUCAGGGCGGGAGGGAGGGGAGGUGGGUGGGUCAAACGAACACAAGACUUUCAACCAGGAGACCCAUAUUGGUGCCCCGUGUGAGGCUAUUUAUUUUGUCACGUCAGUCCCGUGAGUUGCUAGUCAGUGAAGCUAACGGAAACCACGACCGUUUCCUAACCCUAACUAAGUGUUUGUGUUGCCUAAACCUAACUUCCUGUGAAAACAGAAGUUUAUGUUGAAAGAACACUAUGCAUGUAACGAGCGUAUGUUGACACGCCGUCCCCGGUCCGUCCAACAGUAACGCUAGAGGGGAACCCCCGGUGAGUCGGUCUCCGAUGCAGAGGGCCGCUGACCAAGUGGCGAGUCAAGUGAUAAAACUCUCUGAGUUCGUCACUACGAGCGACCCUGUUCACAUUUCAUAUAAUCAUUUGACCCGCUGCUGAUAUGAAAAUAUUUGUUUGUGCUUUAAGUUUUAAGUUUUUUUUAUUUUCUGCAGUUUUUGUUUGUGUGUUUGUUUGUUUUUCUUCUUUAAUUAUCUUUUCUCUUCUUUUG